Filobasidium floriforme is the source of this 2139-nucleotide messenger RNA. RefSeq lists its product as uncharacterized. The record is from RefSeq and is a predicted model, not a curated record. The transcript is spliced from 20 exons. Gene Ontology annotation, biological process: NAD+ biosynthetic process. Gene Ontology annotation, cellular component: cytoplasm. NCBI's taxonomy places the organism in Eukaryota, Fungi, Basidiomycota, Tremellomycetes, Filobasidiales, Filobasidiaceae. Gene Ontology annotation, molecular function: NAD+ synthase (glutamine-hydrolyzing) activity; ATP binding; glutaminase activity. Bases 1 to 2139 code for a protein of 712 amino acids.
AUGCAUCUAGUUACUGUAGCGACUUCGCUCAACCAGUGGUCCCUGGAUUUUGAAGGCAACUAUGAGCGAAUCCUCCGUUCUAUCCAGCUCGCCAAAGCUCAGGGAGCCAUGCUCCGAGUCGGUCCCGAGCUCGAGAUCCCCGGAUACGGAUGUCUCGAUCAUUUCCUCGAAGUCGACACUCACCGUCAUUCAUGGGAAGUCUUGGCCAAGCUGUUAGCUCAUCCUGACUGCCGGGAUAUCAUCUGCGAUGUCGGCAUGCCGAUGACUCAUAAGAACAACAACUACAACUGCCGAGUCAUCAUUUACAAUGGAAAGAUUCUGAUGAUUCGACCCAAGAUGUGGAUGGCCAACGACGGGAAUUACCGAGAGCUGAGACACUUCGCACCGUGGGACAAGCACCGAAAAGUAGAGGAGCACUCAUUGCCCAGGAUCAUUCGGGAUGUUACCGGACAGAGCUUGGUACCUUUUGGUGACGGUGUGGUGUCUACCGACGACACCGUGAUUGGUGUAGAGCUCUGUGAAGAGCUAUUCACGCCUGCGUCGCCCCACACGUUGAUGGGCCUCGAUGGAGUCGAGAUCUUUACCAACUCCAGUGCCAGUCAUCACGAGCUGAGAAAGCUUUACACUCGAGUCGAGCUGAUCAAGGAGGCUACCCUCAAACUCGGAGGUAUCUACCUUUACGCCAAUCAGCAGGGAUGCGACGGUGAUAGGCUCUAUUAUGAUGGGUCUCCUCUGAUUGCUUUCAACGGAAAGAUCGUCGCCCAGGGAUCUCAAUUCUCCUUGUCUGAUGUCGAGGUUAUCUCGGCCACGUUGGACCUCGAGGCCGUCAGGGCGCACCGUACUCAGAGCAGCAGGAGGAUGCAAUCUGUUCAAGCCGAGGCUUAUGAACGGAUCCGUGUUGAGGGCCUUCGUCUUGACGGCGGGUUGGGCGACGAUUUUGACAGGCGAGAAACCGCUAUUCGUGAGAUUUACUAUCACACGCCCGAAGAGGAGAUUGCUUUGGGACCGGCUUGUUGGUUGUGGGAUUACCUUCGACGAUCCCGGACGCAGGGAUACUUCUUGCCGUUGAGCGGGGGAAUCGAUAGCUGUGCUACCGCCUGUAUUAUUCAUUCGAUGACUCGACUGGUCGUCGAGGCUUGUCAGAAAGGUGACCCUAUCGUCAUUGCUGACGUCCGCCGAAUCACGGGAGAGGAACCUGGCUCGACUUACGUCCCGUCCGAUCCUAAGGAGUUUGCCAACCGGAUCUUCCACACCUGCUACAUGGGCACCGAAAACUCUAGUCCGGCUACCAGGAAGCGAGCCAAGGAUCUUGCCGAGGCUGUCGGAAGCUACCACGUCGACCUGAACAUGGACGCCCUUGUUACCGCCGUUCGAGACAUCUUUGCCUUUGUUACCGGCCACAAGCCGAAGUUCAAGGUGCAUGGCGGCAGCAACGCAGAGAACCUCGCUUUGCAGAACAUCCAAGCUCGUCUGCGAAUGGUGCUUGCCUACCUCUUCGCGCAACUGUUGCCUUGGUCGAGGGGCAAGCUCGGCGGGUUGUUGGUGCUAGGAAGUGCUAACGUCGAUGAAAGUCUUCGAGGGUACUACACCAAAUACGAUUGCUCGAGCGCGGACGUCAACCCCAUCGGAGGUAUUAGCAAGACAGAUCUCAAGAAAUUCAUUGCGUGGACCCGAGACAACAUGGAUCUUCCUGUACUUACAGAGUUCUUAGAUGCCGUCCCGACUGCCGAGCUCGAGCCGUUCUCAGACACCUACGUCCAGUCUGAUGAGAUCGACAUGGGUAUGACCUAUGACGAACUUUCGGUCUUUGGUCGAAUGCGAAAGGUAGAGAAAUGCGGCCCGUUCGCAAUGUACACCAAGCUGCUUCAGGAAUGGGGAAACAGACUGCCCCCAGAGGAGAUCGCACGAAAGGUCAAGCACUUCUUCUUCGAAUACGCUCGAAACAGGCACAAGAUGACUACCUUGACCCCGUCUGUACACAUGGAGGGAUACUCGCCCGACGACAAUAGAUUUGAUCUUCGACCUUUCCUCUACCCUACCGAUUUCAAGCAUCAGUUCGCUCAGAUCGACGCGCUGACCAGCAGGGUUCAAGCCAGGCAUGCCGAAUCGAAGAACGCCGAGAAGACCAAAGUGGAUUGA